AUUCAAAUCAACAAGGUCAAGCUCGGUUUCGAAAGUCUGAUAAACCGUUUAGUUUUUCAUGCUAUGUACCUAUAUAAUUCGUCAUUUCUAUCCAAAUACCAGAGAUCAGAAUACCCUACCCAAACAAGUAAUAUUAUCUCCACAUCUAAUCCACAAUAAAAUAAAAUGACAUCUUAACCUUAAAAAGCUACUGUAAGAGUUAACAAAGGACAUACGAUCAACUAAUCUUACUAUUGAGGACUGAAAAUUGCAGGCGGUUUUUCGUAGUGGUGACCUUGAUACCCAAACCUGAUGAAAUGUGCAGUAUUGGUCGCCUAAUCGAAGACAUUGUACCGGUUAAAGUUAGUGGCAAGUGGAAGAAGAAGCUCUGUGCACUUGAGAGACCUGCAACAUUUAUAAACUCACUAAAGUUAUUCGUAUUUAACGAAGAUGGAAGUUUAUGUCGUUGUCAAGAUGUUCAUGCCUACAUUCUUGGAGUAGACUCUAAGCAUGACGGAGUAAUUAUGUUCGUAUGUACAUACAAGUUACGUUGUAUAUCAUUUCGACAUUUCGAGGAGAUGACUAAAUGGGAUGACAUAUUGAAAGCUAAUUUGAAAUGUUCAUAUUUUCAUGCCGAUUUGAUUGUCGCUCCUAAAAACAGCAUUUUGUAUAGUUAUGCACGUCAUAGGAGACGUUUCCCACUCAUUCAAGGACCUAAAAUCCAGAUUUUCUCUUCAAGAAAAUUGUAUCCUACAUUAUGCAAUAAUUCAAGCGAUGGCUAUUUACAUGUGACACGUGAUCGUAUAUGUUUCACUACGGGCCCGGGUUGUUCCCAUCCUCGUCUGUUAGCAACAUGGACUUUUGAUAAUGAUGAAAUAGUGCAAUGCGGUACUGCCCGUGUUCAGAACACUGUGAGAGGAAGCUUCACUGACCCUCCAUCACUCUUUUUUCUCACUGCCUUCUCUGACCAUCCCGAAGCUCCUGGAAGUCACCUUUUCUUAUCCAACCGGGCUACUGACUUAUGUGAUAUGAUUGAACAUACUAAUCAAGCCGCAGUUUAUCAAGCAGACUGGAGACGCCUAACUUGUUUAGCUUCACUUAUUGAUUCUCCUGAUUGCUCUAAAGGACGUGAUUCUAACCAGACUGUUUCUAUAUGUAAUCCUAUCCAUUCUAUUACCAAUCAUUUCUACUCGAAUGCGACUCAAAAUACUGCGGUUAUUUCUAGUACCGAAUAUCUGGAUAAAUGUAUUAAUGAUGAAGUUAUUAUGAUAAAUUCGCCACCCUCGUCUAACAACCUGACUACCAGGAAUACUGCAGCACAGAUGGAGAUUCAUUCAAAUGAAGGUUCUAAAAAAGUAAAGGAGGAAAUUCAUGUUGAUUCAGUCAGUGAUAGAAGAAAAUGGGUUUCUAUGCAUCCAAGACGGCGUCUGUCUAGUCAUCCUGUAGCAACAGAUCAGUGCACUUCUCUCAAUAGUAUUAUUGUCAAUGUCAAUCCCCAAUCUUAUCCAUACUCAGGUCAUACACGCUGUUUACGGGAAUGUAAUAUUUGUCACUGGAGAGGAUCUGAACCUUAUUUGGUGACUUUACCUUCGCAACCUCUGGACACGCUGAAGUUGAAAGAACUCUAUCAGUCGUACUGCUCGUUUUGCUUCAAAGAUUUACCUUGUACUUGUAGUAGACUUUUGUCUCUUUCUUCCGAUUCUCAUGAUUCAUGUGAUAAUGGUUUUCUUAAGAAAACGUGUGAUAAUAAAAAUAUCUGCCUGAUUUGCUCAGAAAAGCUUACGAAAGGCAAUAUUUCCAACGAUACUUUUUUGCCAAACAACUGUUCACAACAGAACAACAAUAUUCAUUCAGGUAUUUCGUCUAAUAAAACUCAAUGCAAUUUUAUUUCAGCUGAUAAAAAUGGUCACCAUAGUAACGUUCUUGCUGAUGGUCCCAAUACAGAACAAAUGGAACUCAAUUUUAAGUACAACCCUCAUACACCCUUUUCUGUGUCUGAGCAGAGUGUCUUUAAGCCAUUAACAGAUUCUCCUGGUCAUUCUAGUACGGUUUCUCUCUCUCAAGGAGUUCGCCGACGUAAACGAUUACCAAGCAGCUGGUCUACUAUUAGUCGAACACUGAUAAAUAACGGAGAUACGUCAGCGAACGUUACUCAUUGUAACAUUCAUCCUAUCCAUAGACAUCAAACUGAAUUGAAUCGGUGUUUAUCGAAUGGAAAUAGCCCACGACACCCCUAUAUUUCAUCUUUGACGACACAAACUAUCAUUCCAGGAAGCCAGUAUGCCAGGACACGACAACAUACUUCCAGCACGUGUGAAAGUACAACGCCUUAUCAUAAGGACUCAGGCAAUUCACAUAGUUCCCCUUGUUCUCCAGCUACAAAUAAACAGGGAAGUAUCAAAUCCCCACUAGUUUCCUUAUCACCUUCUGCUACACCACUUUGGGCGGACGCACCUACUUAUGCUAAACCGAAAACUGGGAAACACUAUGUUUCCAGAGAGGUGAUUCAGGCUCUCUGUAUCGACCAACAACAACAAUUUUCGUCUGUUCCAGAUAAUGUGAAAGGCUUUGGUAACUGUUCUCAGAUGAAUUCGUCAGAAAAUGUAUGUCAUAUUGGGAACCAUUCAAGUGAAUCUGGUAGUACGUUAACAUGCUUAACAGAGGCAUUUGGGGGGAAUGCUGUCUUUAAGUAUAAACAGAAGCCGUCAAACGAUCCUGCUCAAUUUAAGACACCUUUUUAUCCUGAAACAACAAAUGUGUCGGAUUUUAACUUUUUGUUUCAAACUACGUCUAAUCGUGUUGUUGCGUCUCAAAGUGAUAAGUCAUUAAAAAAUUCUAGACCGUAUAUUAAUAUGUUCCCGAAUAACCUCCAUGAUGGGUUACAACCGUUGUCUGAAAAAAAUUCAUCGAUAAUAACUUCAUCUACUUCAACACAGUCUAUUCAGAGUCAUAACGUUGAGAAUAAACAACAAGAUGUUGAUCAAAUAACCAACAAUAUUAGUAAUAACUUCAAGUUACCAAUGGAUACGGAUAUCGUCUUUAAAAAUCCUAAACAUUAUGUGAAUUUAUUAGGUUUACAAAAAAGUGGUUUCACAGUUUUAAAUCACUCAGAUGCAACAGUGUAUUAUAUCAAUUUUUCACCAAAUAAUUCAGGACGUAAAUGUUUUGCAGACCCAAAAUCUGUUCAAUUAACGAUUUCCGAUUCCUCUUUGGUGCCACGUGUUCCAGCCUCACUACCUAUUCUUUCAGGUCCUUUUCUGGACAGACCACCGACUCCACCAAGGCUGACGACAUCUACGAAUAAUAUUACUUCCGAUGGUAAUUCAUCUAUUCCCAAAACACCACAAUUACAUUACGCUCACCUUACACUAUCUGACAAAGUAAAUAGUUCAAUGACAAAUAUGUGUCAACAUAAAACAUCAGAUGAUUUAACGAAUGAUGAUGGUAAUAUUUGUCUUCAGUCAACUCAAUCUUUACAGUGUGCAUUAUCUUCUAAUCCAAAUUGUUCUGAAACUGAGUUCCUGGAUCGUAGCUGUAACCUAGUUGGCAAUAAUUGUCAUGACUGUUCCUCACAAGGAGUAAAUUAUGUAACUAUAGAUAUGAGACAGACUAAAGCACUCUCUGAAUUAGAACAAGAAUUGCGCAUCAGUACUGGAUUAGUACGUAAUGCUGGUUAUCAUAUACCAAGGUCAGAACGUAUCCUUCACAAUCAGAAUCGUGAUAAUGUGAAAACUGGUAAUAAAUUCACAGUGUUACGCAGGCAUUUUACAAUUUCAUGCAACCUCCCCGCUUAUUUUGCCAGAAAAAAAGAUGAUGUAAGUGUGUAGUUUCCAUUUGUUAGGAGGCGAAAUUUUGUCACAAGGUAUCUUUAUGGGAUAUUCUAUUUCAAGAUUUUCUUCCUAAUUAAAAUAUCUAUUGUUGCAGGCGUUGUAGUCUGUGAGCUAAUCUCUAACUGACUGAAAUAAGUAGGCGUAGCAAAACGUUCUUGGGAUCGGUAAACACAAAUCUCGUAUAUCAUAAACUAUUUUCACAAGAAACAAUUUUAGAUCUUCUCAAGUAAUUUAUAAAAUUAUAAUUCUUAAAAGCUAUUAUCUUGGAUCUAACUAUGCCUUCUAAUUCAGUUACAUACUUGGAAAAUUCUUCAUAACACUUUGAUUCCUAUGCUCCUCUGUGUCAUCUGUUUGCUGAAAAUAAGUGUAUCUAUUUCCUAUUAUCACAAACUUUGUGUCGUAAGUUAAAACUUGCAUAUACUCACUAAUCUUUCUGCUGAGUUUCCAAAAUCAACCAUCAGUGUAAAGCAGUUCAUUUAUUACGUUGAAAGUUUUCAUACAAAUAGGCUGAAUAUCAAAACAGCUUGAAAUAAUAAUUGAACUACAUUAAUUUUUAAUGAUUUAUGUCUUAUUGGAUAUGAUAAUAAUCACGGGACGUUAUAUUUCUCCCAUAACAGAAAUAUAUUCUGAACAAACUAGAAACAUCUCUCAUCUACCAGUCUAGUUUUAGAUUUGCUACAAUGACAAUGAUUGACUGGUUAUGAAUAACAUAUUUCCAUUGUUUGACUAUUCUCAAUAGCCACAGCUAGAUAUGAUUAACGAAAGUAAAUUGCAUCUAAGCCAUAUCAUCCAAAGUCUCCAGCCACUGAUCUCAAUUACAAUACGAACCUCUUCCCAAACAGGUUGUCAGAUACAUACAUAAUAAUAAAAUAUGGUUUCUUUUGUUUCAGACGGUUCAUGCAUUAACAAGCUCUCCAACAAAUUCACAAGGAAAGAAACAAAAUCAUGAAAAUAUCACUUCCAUGACCAAUCGAGUAAUAAAGCGUUUAAUCCAUUCCUUUCAUCUCCCACAUCACCAAAAUUGACUGCUCAAAGCCAAAUCAGUUGUUUCUAUUUUUUUUGUAUUUAUCUCUACCCUAUUUUUUACUUAAUUAAAGAAUAGUACUAAAUAACAUCUGCUUUACACAAAGAUUCAUUUAAUAUGAAUAACAAACUGUUUAAUUUGACCAAUAUGUGCACCAUUAUAUUAGUGUUGCAGAAAUAUGUUAUUUUUGUAUUAUAUCAUACAUAUAUGUAUAUUUCUUUAUCAAUCUUUUUUUUAUAAUAAAGUUAUUUUUGUUCUCUUU
Schistosoma rodhaini is the source of this 5095-nucleotide messenger RNA. NCBI's taxonomy places the organism in Eukaryota, Metazoa, Platyhelminthes, Trematoda, Strigeidida, Schistosomatidae. The record is from the annotation of a GenBank genome assembly.